UUCCAGUUGAGUGAACCUUACUAUCUCCAAUCAAGAUGGCGUCCUUCCGCCGACGUGGCCUUAGUUUGGAUCAACUCGAUACCAAAGAACCCUUGGUGUCCUCCUCGCGCUUUUCGCUAGGGUCACGGGAGUGUGUUGUUGAUACAUUGGAUGCAGCUAUACAGGUCGACCUGGCCGCAGACGUGAUUACGUAUGACUCCGACGACGAGGGUGACACACCGACGAGGAUGUCUGGGCGGCGACGCGGAGGAGGAGGAGGCGAGAUGGGCGGAGGCGUGGGCGUGGCGAGAAACAAACGGGGCACGCCCAUGUACUCGCGGGAGGACAUCCGCGAACAGUACUGCAUCAACGACAAGGAACUUCACGCCCUGGAGGCGUCCAGACGCAAACCGAUAUUUGGUUGCCUGACCUCAAGUAAUACUCAGCCGUCCCCGUGCAAGAAGAAGAGUUUGUUACCCGCGUGUUUACGUGGGCGCGUUCCCUCCGACGAAAAUGUUUAUAGCAAGAGCCAGUCAGCCCACACCUCCCCCGCCCACAGAAAGGGACAGGACGCCAUAGACUACGAGGACGACACCUACUUCAGGAGACGACCCAAGACGAUCUGUUACACCGACCCGAGGAGAUUGGCCUCUCUCGAUGACUCCCUCGCCAAGAGUGGCCGAGUACCCCGCCCUCGAUCGGACGCGGGCAACGCGUCCUACGAAAGUUACCUGAACGAAGACCCCACUGGGGGGGACCCCAGCCAACGCCCCACGCAACUUGCCAUUACCUCAGGGGAAUACCACUCCACGGAAAUUUACCAGGAUGACGCUGUUAAUAGGGAAGGUUACACCGUCAGGAGGACUGCAUUCACUCAGCCCAACACUCCUGACCUGGGCCAUACCACUCGCUUCCACCAAGUCACCACGCCCGAGGUCUUCCUGGACGACAGGCCGCAGAAGCACGUCAGCUUCCAGAAAGCCAUGAGCCGGUCUGCGACGGUGGGCGGCCUGGAGGAUCACGGUUCCAUGACUCGGGACGAUAGCGGGAGAGGCAGUGUCAAGUCCGGCGGAUCGAGGAGCCAGGAGAGGCUGCUGGACGGGAGAAGGACGCCUGAUUAUGUGGAGCAAAGGGCGCUUGACCAGCUCCUAGCCCCCGUCCUGACGAAGGCACUACUUCAGGAGCCAGGCCACAAGAGGGGAAGAAAACACCCAGUCGAGGGCAAAUCAGGGCCAGGAGGUCGACAGGUCGACUCUGAGGCAGGGUCACGGUCAGAGUCGAGGUCAAGGUCAAGGACUCCUUCCCUCAGAAGGAAAAAAGUGGAGAAGAGGACAGUAGCAAUUCAGACUGACGAACUGCCACAUGAACUUGAUACCCCUGAAAAGGAGGAUACCAUUGCUUCUAUGCCCUCACCUAGAGGCAAAAGCAAGAAAGACCUCCAACCACAAAGUCAGAGGAUACAACCUGAGAGUUCAGAUAAGAAAAAGGAAACGGAGGAAAGUGAAAAGAAAGCAAAGCGGCAGAAAAAGUCCAAGAAGAUCAUCCAAGAGGAGGUGCCAUCUCCAGAACCACUCUCCAGAAAAGGUAGUGUUCAUUUCAGUGAUGAAACUGCUAUUGAAAAUGUUCACAUCAUAGAAAAUAUUGAAAUUGAUACAAGACAAGCAAAAGGUUCAAAGAAAAAACAUGAAAAGUCAAAACAAAUACCAGAUAAUGUUCCCAGUCGCACAAAGCAAAGUAAACCUUAUGAGACUGCAGAAUCAACCCAUAAUCAAGAUAAAGAUAAUAAACAUGCUAGUCGAAGAUUGACUGACAAAGAAAUCCAGCUGGAUACAAAGCAUGAGCCAAGGCCUCCAGAUACUGCAAAGGUCUCCAUGGGUAUGCAGACAGAUUCUUUGGUUCCGUUUUUACCUAAUAAUUCCAUUUUUAUGACAGAGGACUUGGACACUAGCACAGACUGGCAUGGAGAAGAGAGUUCUAUUGAUUUACAAGCAAGUGCAGGUUCCCUUGCAUGGCACACAGAUGCCAGUUCAUUUGCUUGGCAUACUGAUGCCAGUUCCUACUGUAGGCAGACGGAUGCAAGUUCUUUGUCAUGUAGAGCUGAUAGCUCCUUUGCUCCAGAUUCUUGUGAAGAGAUGCCUGGAGAGUCUGAGGAAGAGGAAGAAGAAAACUUGAUGAAUAUGGACAUAGAUUUGAUCAGAGAGAAAAGGCUCAAGAAUGACCCUCUAAAUGAGACUAAUGAAAUUAUUUUUAGGGAAGGCGGAGAAGAAAACGUGCCAUUAGCAAGUGCUGAACAGCUACCAGAGGAGGAAUGUUAUACAAAAAAUUGUGAUACAUUAUCACAAGACCCAGAGAGCUGUGUCUCAAAAGAUAACGAAAAAGAAAGUGAACAAUCUGAACAUAAUGAUGUAGACACCAAUAUUAUGGUUAGACGUCUACGUUUUAGGCGUCAGCUGGCAGAAGAAUUUUUGCAGCAGAAUGCUCAGACAAAAAUUAGAGGUUCAUCUCCUAAUAUGAAAAGUGAAAAGGUAGAAAAUGAGGUAGCCAGUGAGAAGGGGAUGUCUAAUGUCACUAAGGCUUCAAUAGCCAAAGAACCAGUCGUUCUUCAUGGCCAAGGAAAGGCCACACUGUUUCCUGUUUCAACAUUCCCUAGAAAAGCAUACUUACCCAAAGGUUCCAGCAAAGAUGAUGGAGAUGUAGAGGAACCGAGCGAGGUGAAAACAGAGAUGCUACCUCUUGAGACAAGCCGUACUUGGCCAAAAAGUUUCAUUGAACAGGAAAGAUCUGAUGACAUUAACUUGAAAGGUUUUCAGGCCAUUUCAGAAGCCCAGACAGGUACAAAUAGGAAAAAGAAAGAAAAACCUGAUCAUAAAACAAGUUGGUUAGAAAUAAAUUUAGUUAAAAAAGAAGUUGAAAGAACAGAAACGCCUAAAUGCGUACAGAUUUCUAAUAGUCAGUUGAACAAGGAUAUUGAAAAUGAAGCUGUUCAUUUGAACACAGACAUACGUGUUAAGGGUCAGAAGCAGCAGGUUGACCUCUCUGAUGAAUACCCUAAAAGUGAUCAUGACUACAGAAGUAAUUCAGCAGGUAAUAUACCUCCAAAGAAAAGUUCCCCAAGAUCAGAAGGUUCUAAAUCUUUACAGAAGAAGAAAGAAAGUGCCUCAGAAAGAGUCUAUAAAAGGGUGAAAGAUGUAACUAAAUCUUCUUUACUGAGAACUAAAGAUGCUAUGCCUUCUAAACUUAAAGAUACUUUGCCUUCAGAGUCACCCAGAAUAUCAUCUUCAACAGACACAAGUUCUGCAGUGCCUUUGUCAGAUACUGUUGGUAAACGAGCAAAGAAGCCAAAGAAGACUACAACUUCUAGUCAGACUAAGGAUGGGGACUCAGCUGCUCAGGGUUUAGUUCCUGGUAGUGGAACUGUUCAUCUUAAUCAAGUGAUUGAAGAAGAAUCAGAGAUUAAGGAUGCUCCUUUACAAGACAGUGAAUUAGUUGUAGGAAAUGAUUCUUCAAAGGAAAAUGAAGUGUCAAAAUCUGCAACAUCUUCCUUAAGACGCAAGAGAAGUCUCAAUAGGAGAAAGUCUAAGUGCAUUCAGACAGAGUUUUCAUAUGAUGAACCACCUGAAGGUCAGACGGAAAAUAUAAAUGAUGAAGAUUUGACAGUAAAAUUCCCACCUAGUAAUUCAAAAGAAGUACCUCAAAAUGAAGCCAAACAAGAAAAACAUACUUUGGAGGUUUCCAGUGAACCCAAAUCGAGAAGUCUCAAAGACCAUUCUGUAGUGGAUUUAAAAGCAGAAACAGUCUCUAUUGUUACAAAUGCAAGUUCUAUUCGCCGUAUAAAGAAGGUGAGAAAGGCAACUAUGUCAACACAGACAGAGGAAGUUCAGGAGGGCUUGAUAAAUGAAUUUCUUCAACAAGAGCCUCAAAUGGACACAGUUUCAGUUAGGACUAGUUCUCUGCGCCGUAUUCGAAAGGCAGAGAAAAAAUCCGCUGAAAUCCAGACAGAUUUGGUUCUCCCUAUUUUUCUUGAUAAUUUGCAUUUGUCAGUUUUUGAUUUUAAUGAGUUUAGAGAGGCUGAAGGCUUACCAAUGUUAAGUGGACACUCUGACUCUCUUAUAUAUGUCAACAUUCCUGCAGCAUUUUUAGAAAUAGUAGAAUCUGGAAAUGAUGCUGAUAUUAGUGAUGCUGAUAGUGAUGAUGAGGGUAAGAGAAAUAAAAGUAAAAGGGAGAGAACAAAUAGCAAAGUAAUUAGUGAAAGCAAUGGAGAAAUAGAAGAUGAAAACAAAGAAGAGGGGGAGGACAAGGAGGAGGGAGAGGAGGAGGAGGAAGAAGAAGAAGAGGAAGAAGAGGAGGAGGAGGAAGAGGAAAAAAAAGCGGAAAAAAAACAAGCUAAAGACAAUGCAGUUGGUCAUUGUUCCUCUGAUACUGAAGAUGAUGAAUUAAGUAAGGACAUAAAUCAAGACAAAGAGGAUUCAGUUGCAAAGUGUCCCUCUGGGGAUGAUGAGGAUUAUAAUAAACUAAGGCAGGACGAGACUUCUGAAACCAAUUCCUCUGCUUAUAAUGAUGAAAGCGAUAAGUCACCUCAGGUUGAAGUAAACACAAAAACAGAAACCCAAGAUGAAGAAUCAUCAGUUAAGCAGCCUUUGUCUUACGAGGAUGCAGAACAACCCACCUUAUCCGAAGAUAAAUAUGAGAGUGAUCAUGCAGAUCAGUCAGUUGUGCCAACAGAGAGGAGUGAAAGUGAUACACAGGAAGAAACAUACACCAUAAAUGAUGAGAAUUUGAACCUUAAACCCAAUGAAGAAGAGGACACUAGUGAUGAGGAUGAGGAUUUUGACAUCUACAUUGUUGAUCAUCAGAAAAGGGAGAAUGAAGUAAAAGAACUUUGUCAAGGUGAAAUCAUUACUGGUAGAAAUUCUUUGAAUGCAGAAAUGAAAGAUACACAGUAUAAGGAAAAUGUUGAGAAUAUGCAGUCAGAAUGUGAAGAAGAGCAUGAAAAUGAAGCUGAAUUUGAAAGACCAGGGUCUGAAGCAAAUAUAAAAGAAAAUGAAAAGAAACCUGAAUUGGCCAUACUUAAAAAAGAUACUAAAGCAAGUGUGGAGACAAAACCCAAGAAGAGCAUUCUAGGAAAUACUGAAACUCCAAAUCAGGUAGCUGAAACUAAGUUGCAGGAAUCUGCAGACCUUGAGGGCAAAGAAAACACUGAACAUGACAGUGGAGUUUCAGAAGAGGAGGCAAAAGAAUCAAUAGAUGAGGAAACAUUGUCAAAAAGAUGGUAUUUUGGCGCUCAAGAUAAGACUUUUGAGAUGUUAGAUGGCGUUGAGGAAUCAAAGAGACAAGAUACAGUCAUUUAUUGUCCAUCUGUUAAUGUAGGAGUUUCUCAAACGUCAGCUGACAGUAACAGUAUGGAAGAUGAUGGAAUGACUGACACAGGAACCUUGGAAGAAGAAAAAGAACAAAAAAGUCAUGAAGAUGACAGGGUGUACCUGGCAAGGAAGCAGUUUAGAGAACUGAGAUAUCCAUAUGGCAAAGGCCACUUUUCAGAAGGAGAUACUCACCAAUCUCUAGUCUAUUUUGACAGUAUUGGAGAGACAUUCUCUGAAGGUACUCAUGAUGAUAUUGAGGCAGAAAAGGAAUUACGUCAUGAGGGAUAUUCAGACUCAGAGAUAGGACAUCAAGGUGAGCAAGAAAUUAAAGAUGAUGAAGAAAAGGGUUCAGUGAAUUUUGACAGUUUAGAGGAAUGUUCUGAGCAAUUGGCUUCAGCAACAGAAUCACAAAAGAAAGUAUCUCCUCCAGAAAUAAGAGUCCAUGAAGCCUCGUCUUGUGAAGGGGACCUUCCAGUUAGUCCAGAAGAAUUGAACGCUGUGGAUGACGAAAAAAAAGAGGAAGUUAUGUUGGAAUCGAUCAGAGAUUUGACAGAGUGCAAUGACAAUCUUGAUAAUGAGGCAAAUUCCCGAUUUGAUGAAGAAGAUUCUUGUGAUAUUCAAGACUUAAGCAUGACAACAAGGUCUGAGGAGGACUCUUGUAGGGGUGAAAGUCCAUGUAGUACCAAUCCUGAGUACUUUAGAGAUAUUAGCCCUGCUAGCAACAGGUAUCACCCAGGUGAUGCAGUGGCACUAGCUAUGGCUAAUGAGUAUGGAUGCCCGUUAAGUGAGGAAGAUGAUGAAGAGGUCAUUGUUUUCACAUACAAAAAAGUCAGACCAAGACAGAAGGAUGAAAGAUGGAAAAGUGAAAAUGGUUUGAUAAACCGUGAUGUUGGAAGCCCAAGUGAUGCCCAGGAUGUAAAUAAGGGAUCUAAAGAUGGUGGAGAACCUGUAGAAAGAGCAGGAAUAGAGGUAUUAUCUGAAGGGCCGGUUGUCAAACCAAAAAGGAGAAAACAAAAAAAGGAAAGACAAGAUGAUGAUGCAGAUAAGAUGGCGGUGGAAGAACUUCCCAAUAAAGAUAAAAACCAGAGUAGAGAUGAAAUAACUGGCAUAAACAAAGAAGAAAAACCUCAUUGGGAACUUGAUAAAGAACAGGAAGAUGAUUUACAAGUAGAACAGCAGUCUGCAGAGGAAGGAAUACCCUCACAAAGUGAGUCAACAAAUGAUGAGGUGAGGAAUGAAGUCGCUGAAAUAGGAGAAAAGAAAAAGAAAAAAAGACCAAGAAACAGAAAGAAAAAGAAUAAAGCUGAAGCUGACAAAGAGAAUCAAAAUAACGAUAUGCAAGAUGAAUGCUCUGAAAGCACUGAAGUUUCUGAAGUGAAUGAAGGAACAGAUAAAGUCGAAGCAAAUAGUAGUUUGAUUGAAGGGAAUAAAGUGGAGCAAAGUACAAGACAUAAACUUUGGGCAGAUGAAAUUGAGGAGAACUUAUCUGCUGAAUGGAGGUCCUAUGAAAGUGAUAAAAGGGUAUCACAGGACUCUGUUGAAAAGAAAAUAAAGCAGGUUGCUCCUGAGAGCAGUUUGACAGAGUUCCAAGUACUGAAAGGAGAAGAAAAGGACACUUCAUUUUUCGACGAAGAGGGUGAAGAUAUGUCAAGCCGAUGUGGUGGUGAUUCAGGUCGGUUUGAUGACAGCGAAGCUGGUGAGGGUGGUGGUGAGCAAAAUGCUUAUGAGGAAUAUUUGCUUAUAAAGGAAAGUGACUGCCAGGAAGAAAUGAGAGAAGUUGACAGAAUAUUCAGAGAUGUGUUCAAGGAUUAUGGUGAUGAGUUUUUGGCAGAAGAAGAUGAAGCCUGUCAGUUACAAAUGAAGGAUAAUAUUCCAGAAGAGGAUGAUUCACACAGUGAACCUGCUCAGAACCAUGAAAAAGACACUCGCGUUGAGUGCGUUGAUAGUGGCAAAGUGGACUCUCAUAAGGCAGUGCAUCAAAAUAAUCCAGUUUUUGAAGAAGGUGGUGUUCAGUCGGAAGCAGACGCCUUCAGUGUUUCCGAACCUCCUAUAAAAGUUCCACGUAGCAAUAAGUCGAAGAAGAAGAAGAAGAAGGCCGCCUCACCGGCUGCUGACAAUAUCGAAGAAAAACUGAAGCGGUCAUGCAUGAGGACGCAGGCCACGCAGACGGAGACGGGGCUGGUGAGGAAGUCAAUGCCUCACCUCGCCUUUAGUCCAAGGGCUGAAAAGGCUGAAAUGAUAUCUCAGGGGGCUCAGACCAAUGGUAAUGGACGAAGAAAGCUUGUCAAAAGCCUGUCAGAGGCAGCGCGAUACGAGGGCCUCCAGUACGAAAUCUAUGAUUUGGAUGAUUUGGCCGAACCUCCACAACCAAUGAGAGCCAUGUCGGAGGGCCCACCACCUUAUCCUCUUAGAUUUUCAGCUUAUGAAAUACCCUUAGAUGAGAGUCCUCCACUUCCUCCCUUGAAGUUUCGACAGAAUUAUCAUGAAGUAUUUGUUGACUCCUCACCUCAAAAGCCUCGUAGAGGCCUUUUACAUAAGACUUUGUCCGAAGGAGAAAUCUUAUCUGAAAGAAGGAAAGCACUGAGUUUAGCCUCUGGUUAUAUAGAGGUUGAUAUAAAUGGUUUUAGUGACAACGAAGAAGAGGUAAUAGAACCUCAGUGUGUUGAUGAAUGUUCAAGAGAUUUGUCUAGAAGUAGAAUAUUCAGCCCUGAUACAUUUUUGGAAGAAGAGGAGGAGUUUCAUGAGAAUAUGUUUCAUAAAGAUAUUCUGCCUCCUUCUUUAGCAAUAGAAAGAAAAAUGUCUCAAGUGUCUACAGAUUCAGAUUUGAAAACUUUUGAUCCAAAUGAGUUCCGAACUGAAGAACACCUGAAGAGUCAGCUUGUAGCCUUAUCUUUAGACUCCCUUGCUGACAAUGGUCCAUCUUUAGAGAGCAUGUCGGUUAUUGAAGGAUAUAGUGCAGCAGAAGAUAACUCUUCAUUGCAUUACUUGGGAACACCUAGUGAAGGUCCAGGCUUUGGCGAGUUUGGAGACCUACUAGAAGAAUCAAUGAGUGAAAGCCAAAUAACUGUUGUACAGAAGGCUUUUGCUGCUUCUUCACAGGUCAUUACAUCAGAUUCUGAAAAUGGCAGCUUCCACCUCACAGACCCAUCAUCUGCAGCAACUACACCCUCCACAAGACACAAAAGUCUUCCUACAGCUGGGAGCUUUGAUGAGGACCUUGAUGAUGAGCUGUUGCCACGAUUACGGGUAUCAAAUAUUGUUCAUAGUGCUACCACCCUUUCUUCCAUUGAGGAUGAACAAACAAGUGUUAGUGAAAAUGUUAUAUCUGAUGAAUCACAAGGAUGUCCUGUUUCUACUAGCACUACUUCUAGUGAAUUUGAUAAAGCAAUUGCAAGUUCAACUGAUGAUUUUAGCUCAAUAAGGAGUGGAGAUUCCAUGACCAUAAAAGAUGAAGCUUUAGAUGAAGAAGAGUUUGAAGGAGAUAUAAUAAUAGAAGAAAACAUAAUGGCUAGAUUAGUUCAAGAUAUGAAAGAGAGUGAGGUAGCAUCACAGUUAGCAAUCAAAACUUCCGAUUUCAGGGACGAUGCCAGAAAACUAGCAUCACCAGAGUCGGACUCGUCCAGUAGUCACUUUACGGAGCAGGAAACGUCCAGAAGUCCUGUGUCAGGCACCACUAAUACAAUGACGUCCAAAUCUGACCUAUCACGUACCGAUUCUCAUCAGACAGACCAGUCAGAAACCUCAGAGGAUUAUAUCACUGCCAAUGAAAACAGUAAUAAUGGCCUAGACACUCGCCGCAGUUAUUCUUUUGAAGAAAGGCAUGUUUCUUCUCCUCCAGGAAUGGAUGACAUUUAUGAAGAUGAAGCUUUAACACCAAAAAUUCUUAGCCCUGAAACAAGUGAAGUCCUUGCUGACCUUCAAGAGCAUAGUGACAUGACCGAAGGCCUCAGUGUCACCAGUGACUUUGAAACUGCACUUACAUCUCCUGAUGGAGACACUACCACUUCAGCAAGUUACUAUAUAGAUCACUCAAUAGGUGAAGAGUCUGAUAAAUUGUCUGAAACAAAGACUAAACCUGAAGUGCCACCAAAACCAGCAUUUUUACCCAAGCCGGAGGUGCCACCUAAACCAGAUAGAUUGUCACCAUCUAGAGAGAAGGCACUUAUGUCUCCAGACUUAAGAGAAGGAUUAUUACUUGAAGAACCAAUCCCUCCGCCACUUCCUGAAUUCCAAGAUGAUGUUCCUAUUAUAACAAAAGAAAAACUUGGCGAGGAAAGUAGAACAGGAGCUAUUAAAAAACGUUAUUCCGGAGGAAAAAUUCCAAAAGAUGAUGCAAAAAGGUAUUCAAAGUAUUACGAAGAUGAUGAAUUAAGUGAAUUGUCAGAAGCUCGGGGAGAUAAAUCUUGGUCUGAAGAAGAGAGAGAAAAGGCUAAACAAACACUGAAGUUAGAUUUCCCACCUGGUGUUACAAUGUUUGGAGAAGCUCCAGCAUGGCCUGAACCAGAAAAUCUAAAAACUGGUGAUGUUGAAAAGAAACUUAAAUUAUUUGAAAAGCCUAAAAAGUCAGUGAAGAUUGACCUAGCAAGUGUUGAAGAUAUUGUAGCAUCCCGUAGCAAGAGUGAGAGUCCACCAUCUAAAGAGAAGGCCCCCCAUACUGGAGAAAGUCAGCCACCACCCACCAAACGAGAAAAAGCUAAACGAAAGUCAGAAGAAGUAACAACUCCUGGUAUGGUAAGGAGUCCAGCCAUGCAUGAAGGAUUUAGACUGGAAGACUGGACUCCUGUUAGAACACCAGGAACUCCUGACAGGGCAAUAGAUGUUGACACAUCAGAUGAUUCCUUCUCAGAUGGGCCUAGGGUUCCCCCCAAAGCCCGCAGUCCAGGUAAGCGCUCUAAGGAGAGUCCUGGAAUGAAAGCUGAAAGCCCUGUACAUCACAUUGAAAGUCCAGGGAAACAAUUAAGUCCAAGGCAGAGUCCAAGGCAGAGCCCAGGUAAAGGAACAGAUGACCAGAGAUAUGCUGAAAGACGAAAAGAAAGUCCAGGAAAGCAAACAAGGCAUAGUCCUGUGAAAUCUGAGAUUAAACAAAUGAGUCCAGAACGGGAUUCUAUAACAAGUAGGUUAGAGAGGUCAAUGGCUCAUACAGUGGAAGUCCAUCAGCGCCAGAGCCCAUCUAGGUUAGGAAAGCAAGGUGAUUCUAGAAAAAGAUUAAGCGAGUCUUCCAUAAGUUCAGCAGUAGAAUCUUCAGAAAUUAUCAAGCGCCAUUCUGCAGAAAUACUCGGUCGAGGACCAGAAAGCCAAGACCUUCUCCGACCUUCUGGUCCUGUCACAGGAUAUCUUAGGCAAGAAAGCCAAAGUCCAACAUCUAGGGAAAGACCUUUGCAACUACCUGGAAGCAAACUCUUGACCAUUGCUCAACCUAAAGACUCCAGAAGUGCAGAAUCUCUCCGGUCUUUGAGCCCGGGAUCAGAUAACGUGUUCUUGGGCGGAAGCAGAGAACAGUUAGAUGAUGAUGUCAGACCCGCUCUUUGUGUCCAGUGUGGAGAAAGACCGGCUUCCAGAGAAGGCCUUCUGAGACCAACAAUAACAAGCUCUGGCGUUACAAUUGAAAGGAGGUUGUCUGAUCGGGAACCACCAAGAACAAGGAUUGUUAACCAUCGUGCGAAGUCAGAAGAGAGAAGCACCUUCGGCAAAGACUGGGGAAUAAGUCCUGUCAGUUUAGAGUUUGGCGACACUCCUCGUCAUGAUAGUGAUGAUGAUGAAAAGGGCAUCUACAAAGACGCUUACAAUAAUUGCCCUUGGUUAUAUGUCGCUCCGCAUGAUGAAGCAAAGGUGUGGCGUCGCGACGAAGGAUCCCCAGUGGCAGUGCCUCUCGACCUCAGGAUCUCAGGGUUUGAGGACGAGGACGAGAAAAGGGCUGUGAAGGCUCAAGAAGAAGAAGAGGAAACAAUCAAGGAAAAUGGGAAGACUGAGGAGAAGGAUGAAGAAACGAUGGGCAGACGCGAAUCCCUGGAGUCGACGUGUAGCGAGAAGGACUUCCGACGAAGGUACCAAGCCAUCACACACCGCAUGGUCCACCGGAAGGCGUCCGUCGAAAUGUACCGGCGCCUGAUCCAAGGAACCUUCCAAUCCGACAAGACCGUGACGGUGAGUCGGGAGUCGGGCGAGUUUGGCUUCAGAAUCCACGGUUCCCGACCUGUGGUCGUGUCGGCGAUAGAACCCGACACUCCGGCCGAAACGUCGGGCCUGGAAGUCGGUGACAUCAUCAUCAACAUCAACGGCGCCAAUGUCCUGGAUGCCUCUCACUCCGACGUCGUCAGAUUGGCGCACGCAGGCUGUGACACACUGCGACUAGAAGUAGCCAGAACCUGUGAUGUACUGACGCCACUGGUAACCCAAGACCCGACGCCUCUAUGCGCUGGAUACCUGUACAAACUUGGAGGUGCCCAUCACACACCUGGUUCCUCAACCAUUUCCAGAACGUGGCACAGACGAUGGUUUGCUCUCAAAAGGGAUCACUGCUUGUACUACUACAAGUCAGAAAUGGAACAGCAUCCACUUGGAGCAGUCCACCUACUAGACUACAGUGUUCAUGCCUUGGCGGAUGGAGGCAAACCAUAUUCCUUCACAGUUGCUAAGUUUGGUGGUAUGACAUUACACCUCGCAGCACACACUGAAGAUGCUAGAAACCGAUGGGGUCAGGUCAUAACAGAAGCAGCAGCCAGGGCAGCACAGAGAGAUGAACUAAUGGAGACAUCAGCGAAAAGAGUUCAGCAGGCUCCUGCCUCCAUAGUAGCACCAGACUGUUUUGGGUUCCUUCAUAAACUAGGUGCUAGAUGGCACCAGUGGAAGAGGAGAUACUGUGUACUGAAAGAUGCAUGUCUAUACCUCUAUCACGACACUGAUGCAACACAAGCCAUAGGUGUGGUUCACCUCCAUGGGUACAGGGUCCAGAGCACUAGCAUUGGUGGGAAGAAACACGCCUUUGAACUCCUGCCUCCAGAGCCCAAGUUUAGACACUUUUACUUUUACACAGAGUCUGAUAGUGACAAAAAGAGAUGGUUGGCAGCCUUAGAAUACUCCAUAGACAGAUGGAUCAAAGUUGGCUGACUUUAGGUUGUCUUAUUAGAGCAAAGAUGUAAAUUAUGAAAACUUCCUAGCAACUUUUGUGGACCGAGAUGUGGUUUGACCGAAGCAGGUGGAGCCUUUAAUACAUAAUGUAUUUGGCAUGUUUAUAUUUUCUCCAAGCAGAUUGUUAUGCAGUUUUUCAAAAAAUCUGCUGCUUAUUUCUCAAAUCUAGGGUCUAUUAAAAAAAUUUUCAACUGAUAUACUAUAUAUUACAAGCAAAGUCAUUUCAUGUUCACAAGCCAUUUGUUUUAUUAUUAAAUCGCCAAUUUUCAAAAGUGUAACCUUUAUUGGCUUAAAUUUGAGAAGGUAAAACAUUUCCAGGCUCUGCCUUUCAUCAUGUCACAUCAUUAAGCAAUACCAGAGAUAGUCUUAGACCAGAUUAGAAACUUGGUGUAUUUUUCUUAAGAGAGAGAUAAUAUAAUGAACUUGUUGUUUAAGUUUGGUACAACAUGUUUUUUAGUUUUUAGAAAAACUGCCAUAGGUUUAUAAAUACAGUGUAAGAGGGUUGUUUGCAGCGAGCAGAAUUUUUUUAAACGUUGACAAAAAAUGUGUGGGCAUCGAAUCAUAAAUGAUGCAAGUGUUGUUCUGGUAAUCUCGGGGCUCAUUUGUGGAUUAUGUUAUUUGAAGAUGCUCAUUCAGCAAAAACCUCAUUACUCAAGUUUUAACAGAUUCAUAAAGCUUUGCUCCUUGGAGCAUGUUUAAAAAAUGAUAAAAGGCAAUCAGAGAAAUCUUAAUGCAUUUAGUGUCUUUCAAGCACAUUUUAGAGUAGCUUCAGAUGUUUUAACACUUUACAAAUUCUUAGUCAGUUUUAGUCAUUGCUCAUAAUGUAAACAUUCAUUUGAUAUCAGAGGGAAGUGAAAGAGUUGCAAACAUUCAUUCAUCAAUAUAAUACAUUCAUGAAUGAUUUAAAAAGAUUAGGGAUGGAAAAAGUGAACCAUGGAACCAUGACAGACCCACAGGAACAGACUACUUCUAUACCUGUGAUGUGACUGUGACAAUAGCAACCAAAUACAAGCUGGCCCUCUCUUAGGUCCAUCAUCAACAGUGUCAAAAUAACAGAAGCAGAAAAAAAUCUCAGAAAUAUAGAUGUACAUUUAUAUAUGCCAUAUUUUUCUAAAAAUGCAAAUGAAAAAAUACUGUAGCUAUUAAUUUCUAUGCUGAAAUUACAGUACAAUGAUACUUUUCCUGAAUCUGCGAGUUCACUUGAUAAUAAUUCAUUGUAAGAAACAACAUAAAAUCUUUUGGCCUUGCUAUACAGCUGAGCUGUCAUAACCCUGAAAUUAAUGUAAACUUUACACUGAAAAGUAAUUUUCAAUUCUGAUGCUUCCUUUGAUUACAAAUGCUUUUGAAUAUAUUGUCUACCUGUCAUUACCUUGCAGUUUGAUAAAUGCUGAAACGAUAAUCCUAUUUUUUAAUCAUCUAUUACACAUUCUGGAAAUGUGUACGCCUUGAAUUUUCCACGCACAAAACACAAAAAGCAUAACACUAACCUCCGAAGGAGAAUGAAGGUGAUUAAUUCAGUUUGAUGCAGUUGGGCACUCGAGUGUCAUUACUAAUGCUCUUUGCUUGCAGCUGGAAAAGACAACAAUAUUACAUUAAGUUCUUUGUAAUGUGUGUCAUUAUUGCAUUCUGCUCAUAUCUUUGAUACUAAUCCUCAUCCUUUAUAUUAUAUUUUCAACUCGUCUAGCUCUGCAGAAAUUGAUAUUUUACUACAGUGCAUUUGCUCUUCUAAUGAUAAGUCCCUGUUGAUCAUGUUUCAGUAGCUCUUGAAUCUGCAGCAUAAUCGAGAUGAAUAUAGGAGAAAGAAACAAAUCAUGUGAUGCUGUUACACAGAAAGUCCUUUGAAGUUUGGAAUACAUGUAGUUCCUUAUUGAAAAGUCCAUCAGGAGUGAGUAGUCACAGGCCAAAGUUGGUUGCUGUAUAAGUUGAAAAUCAUAUGAAAUUUUAUUCCCUGAGUCAUACCUCAUGUAAAUGUUAUCUUGAGAGAAAGGGAGUGUGUGUGUGUGCGCGUUACCAGGAAUCUUUUAUUAAAUAAAAAAAAAGAGAGACAGGAAUGAACAGAUUAUAUAUAUAUUUUUAUGCAUACAUUGUAAGCAAGAUCCAAAUCAUCUUGACCAUUUUCUUUUCCUGUUCUGCCAGUGUGUCUCAUUAUUUAAUUUGGAAAAUUAAUGUUCAUACACAUCCAUACUAUAAUGGUUUUAUUAUGCUGUGUUUAUGGCUCUGUUUUCAUUCAGUCCUUAUUCAAGCCUGACCCUGCUCUUAUUAUUUGAGGCACAGUCACUGAACAUGCAAAUCAAGUACCUUUAUCCAUAUUUUGCCAAACAAAAUUUUAAGUGUACUGUAUGUAAAUUUGUAAAGGAAAGUUUUAAUAUUUUUAUCAUAAAUUAUCUGAAUUUAUUUGGUAAUGUCAUUCUCUUUUGAGUGUUGUAUAGAAUGCCUGAAUGAUUUAAGAUUUUAAUUUCUGUGGAAAUGUGAAUGUACUGUACAUAAUAAAAGUGUGUUUUUUAGUAAGGGAAAUACUUGCUGAUUACUGAAAGUUGUUGGUCUUGUUUGGAAAAAAAAAAAAAGAUGUAGUCGACUUGGCUAAAUAACUUCUGUGAAGAAACACUCAAUCUUAAGAAAUAUUAUGAAUUUUAUUUUUGCACUGAAAAUCUUUGGUAUUUCUUUCCUGGAAAACAGAUAUUGAAGUCAAUUCAUACUGCCCUUUCCUAAAGGUUAUAUUAUUUCCAUAUCAUCCGAUUUGUCAUGCUCACUGAAUACCGUAGUUAACAGAACCACAUCCCUUACAAUGCCGUCUGCAGGUCUCGUCGAAGAUGAUUAAGAGCACAGAUAAAGGGAAUGACAUUCUGAAUAAUCUUUACCAUAGAAAUGUCUCAAGAGUUUAGUUGCUUUUAUGUUUGUUAAUUGUACAGAAACAGCACCAUUUACUUCAGAAUUUUUGUAUAUGAACACAUUUUUAUUAUUUCCUAACCAGUUGUGAGAACAGAGAGAGGAUACAUAUCUUUAACAUCCAUUGCCCCAUAAGAAGUUUUUAUGCUACAAUGAAAUCAAAGAAUGUACAAGUUUUAAAUUUUGCACUUUACAUGUCAGGAUCUCUUUGAACUUCAUCAUGCUUUGUGCUUUAUUCACCGCGGCAGAGAAUAUUAGAAAGAGUCAAAUUACUUUCAUGUUAUUUUACAGAUUUAACAAUAUUUAGAUACAGAGUAAAUGGCUAGGAGGUUCUUGCACUUUACAAGUCGACUUUGAGAUUUUAACUGUUAUUACUACAGUAAAGUAACUGAGGCAUAUUGGACGAAACUGGUCAUACGCUGACAAAAUUAAAGCUUACUAUACCGAGACACAAGCGAUGAGAAUUCAAUUUGCGUGCUGUAUUACAAGUAAAUUAAAAUACUGUACUUAACCAUUGCUCUUUAGUUACCACUAAAGAGCAGUUGAAAAGUUAUUAACUCGCAUAUUUCGUCCAGCAUGUAUAAUAAUCUAAAAAAAAAUCUAUAUUUUAACCUUUUGCCUCUUCUUAAAGACUUUUUCACACAAUUAUUGUACCUAAUACUUUGGCAAAUUAAUCUCUACAAGAUUGAAUUAUGUAUGAUUGGCUAAUGCUUAAAUAAUGAAAAAAUAUAUGAAACCCAUUAUCAAGAAAUAGAGUGUUACUGGGUACUGGCAGAUAUGUAUACAGUAAUUUGUUAUUUUUUAUUAUGAAUCGUACUACGCAAGGAGAAAGCCUUACAGCUCACCCAUCCAGUUCACUGCUAUUACUGCUACCACAGAUGUUUCUAUUUUCUAGUCAAAUUUUCAAAUGUGCAAUUUUUAAAGAGAAAUUUGUGCCAAAUCUUGCUUAGGAGGGUGUUGUAUUGUGCAUCUGAUGAGGGAUGUCCAUUUGAAACACAGUUGCGCCACGUCACGAUAAAUCACCACUGCACGAUUCUAAGGGGCUUAAUUUUUCUUUAAACCUUUGUACAUACCUUUUUACAUAUUUGCAUUUGCCCCUUGUAUCAUUGCUUAUUUUGUAAAGUUAUUUUGGAGAACAUUUUAAGGUGUUCAAAUUUCAUAUAAAUUAACUGUGUUUUGAAUGUAUGUCUAUUCAUAGAUGGCAUCUUGCACACUGCCUUUGUUAGUGAUAAAGAAGUCAAAUAUAAAUUUUUUUUCCUUUGUGGCUCUGAGGCAUCCAGUAUCCUGGUAAUAACUGUUCAUAAAGUACCUGGGAUAUUGGGGCAUCAGUCACAGAGAAAUUAUAUUUGUCAUUUGUCUUUUUACUCAUUUGAGACUCAUGAAUGGCCGAGUAAUUGUAUAAAUGUUCUGUGUGAUGUUUUCUAUCAUGAUGACUGUAAUAUAGCUUAGAUAAGAGAAAAAUGAUGUUUGUUUGAGCCAAUAAAAUGUGGACCAGA
Molecule: messenger RNA, 16849 nt
Organism: Macrobrachium nipponense
Lineage: Eukaryota; Metazoa; Arthropoda; Malacostraca; Decapoda; Palaemonidae
Exons: 20
Coding region: 36-12446 (4136 amino acids)
Molecular function (GO): protein binding
Source: RefSeq, a predicted model, not a curated record